ACGUCAGCACACCUGGCCCGCCUCCCAACAUCAACAGACCAACGUUUCGGCUCAGUUGUUCUAUCAUCGGCAGUCACAUUCUACUCUUUGGCCACCGCUCAAUUUAUCAAACGCAUAUUGAUCCUGAGCGAUUCAUCUCGUUUCGCCAAUCCACCGGUCUUGGGUCUUCUUAUCUUGGAAUAUUUAUUUUAUAUGGUCUCGGCUACUCCAGGCGUUUGAACGGCACCCAGCAAAUCAAUAUUACCAUCACUCUGGACCGCAUCCUGAACACGCAACUGAAACGGCCAGGCACCCACUCUCCUCAUGUUGCAAGGUAUCAGGGCAUCGACAUUGACGAUGCCGUCCUUCGGGCAUGAUGUAUCUCUAGCUGGGGUCCAAAAGGCGGAAGGUUACGGUGAAACGGAUAUGUGGAAUUGGCCGCAACAUUCGACAUCACAACACCCAUCUUACGCGAAUCCGUUUGACCCGUCCAUGUAUGGCAACUUUACAUCACAAGUACAACAGCCACCACGCGGUCUACCUUCUCAUCAACCGACUACAACCUCUCAUUCUCUAGCCACUGGGACCAACACACCCCCGCCCGCGAGAUCAAAAGUAGCGGGAAAUAUAGUCAAGGCGCAGCCCGCUUUCAAACCGACAUGGCGGGGGUUUCUCGAAACAACAACAGAUGCCAUGACCGUUGUGGAGGCUUCACUGCAAGGACGUCUAAGCCACAUCAGCCGUAGACCUCACGACAAAGAACGGGCAGAGAUGCUCACUUCUGGAACCGUCUUGGUCUAUGAGGAGAACGCCUCUGGUAUCAAGCGUUGGACUGACGCAGUUCACUGGUCGCCAAGUCGGGUCAUGAACAACUGUCUCAUAUAUCGUCAGCUCGUGCGAGCCCUGAAACCCGAAGAAAAGAGAACAGCUCUAAAUCCCUCUUGCGGUACAAAACGAAAGCGCAAGACUGGUGAUGCAGAUUCAAUGAACAAGGUGUAUGCCAACUUCGCGCAAAGCCUAACUCCGGAUCAACAGCGAAGUUUCUGCGGAUCCCUCAUCGACAGCUACGAGUUCAAGGAAGGCGGUCUGAUGAAGAAGACUAUAUCUGUCAAAUACCAGGGAACACACCACCACGUAAUCUCUUAUUACAGCCUCGAAGAUCUCGUCAGUGGAAAGCUCAAGCGUCCGUUUCAGGAUCCGAGGUUAGCCGAUAUUCAACCCAGACCGGAGCUUCUUCGUGGUUGGAAGGUCAGUCUCGAGGAUGAAGAAAGCAAGGACAUGCCGCUCGUCGCAGCCUAUCCGCACCAUAUUCAACCGAGUCAUUCGCCGCACCAUGUCAUUGGAGCUGUGACACAAGCACUAGCAGGUCACACAGUGAUCCAAACCCAUACUCCACUUCACCUGCACGUACCAGAUUACUGGCACGGACCUCAGGCAUCGCAGUAUACACCGAACCACCACAGUCCACAGCAAUAUGUCUCUUCUCAGUCGGCUAGUGCUCAAUACCCGACUCCACAGCCAGGACAGCAGUAUCAUUCACAGCAACCUCCUCCCCAAACUUACGCGCCUCAGCUACCUCCAACUCAGCAGUAUGCUCCAUCGCCCUCACCUCUGCACUUUCCUCCUCUGCUAGAUUCGAGUCCACCAUUUUCAGCCCCAGUUGCUCCACCACAGCGGUAUACGCCUCAGUCGCAACCCAACAGUCAUUAUUCUUUCGAUCAACCACAGCCUGGUCCGAAAGCUCCAUAUGCCCAACAGGCACCCAAUUCUCAGUACCAGCCUCCCCUUCAUCAUCAGUCUUCUCAGCCUGACCAGCAUACCAUUCCGCAAGCUGCAACUUUUGAUAUACACGUUCCAGUCUCGAAGAAUUCGCCUUUGUCUCAGCAGCCUAGCCAGAUUUCCGCUCCGCAGUACGACGCAUCAUCAGCAUCCGUGCCUUCCCAGGCCUACACUCAGCCGCAGUACCCCGCAGCCCCCUAUCCUCAAUCUUAUUAUGUGACGGACGCAAAGUAUGUGCCGGAACAGCAGCAUGCACCUAGUUCACAGCAUGGCUAUCAAGCUUUAUAGUCGUUACAUCGAACGCACAUUAGCGACAAGAUCAACACAAAUCACUCGGAGCUCGGAAGAUGAUACACAACCAUAUACGAAUUAGUUUACGAAAUGAUUCCAAACGCGAUACCCCUUAACUUGGAUCUCUUUUGGCGAAGGUGGCACUUUUUUUACACAACCAAUUUCUUCGUACAUCUCAGGCAUUGCUUCUGCCCCGCAUUUUUGGUGUUGCUGGCGUCUUUGCGAUCCAGUCUUUAAUUUGCGCCUUGUACACAAACCUGCAUCUUUUCUCUACGUUUAUACUCUAGUUAAAAGCGCGU
Cucurbitaria berberidis CBS 394.84 is the source of this 2348-nucleotide messenger RNA. RefSeq lists its product as uncharacterized. Gene Ontology annotation, molecular function: DNA binding. Lineage: Eukaryota; Fungi; Ascomycota; Dothideomycetes; Pleosporales; Cucurbitariaceae. The transcript is spliced from 2 exons. The coding region runs from base 304 to 2046 and encodes 580 amino acids. The record is from RefSeq and is a predicted model, not a curated record.